CAAGUCGCGCGCGCUUUUUGACGUAAAGUGCUCGAGAAAUUCCGGAGUCGCGCCGCGUCGCGAAUCAGUGAUAAGAGAAACAAAUAUUAAUAUCAAAUAUUUACAGCAAGCAAAAAGCAAAGAAAGAAGGGAAAAUAAAAAUAAACUGAAAUUAAGGGAAAUAUUUGUCGCGGGCAAACGAUGGAAGAGUGCUAAGUGUUUGUAUCCCAGAUAAAUACUACCCCUCCUCUCUGUAACGGUGAUUUUUUUCGAGUGUCGCGAGUGUCAAUAUGUGCGAGAUCUGAAGAUAAGAUAAAGAAAGAUAUAAGGAGAAAGAGCAUAGCGAAAGCAGUCAAGAAUUAACCUCUGAAAGCAGCAAAUUGCAACCGCGAGAAACCCCAAAAUGUGGCUAAAAAUCCUCCUCCUAGUGCUACCCACAAUCAUCCAGGGCGUCCAGCGGUACGACCAGACGCCCCUGGACGCCAGUCCCUACUACCGCAGUGGCGGCGGCCUGAUGGGGCCCGACCUGAGCGGCACCUCCGCCACCUCCUUGGACGGCUUCCCGCACCACAACCGCUGCGAGGCGAUCACCAUUUCGAUCUGCAAGAAUAUACCCUACAACAUGACCAUUAUGCCCAAUCUGAUCGGACACACCAAGCAGGAGGAGGCCGGCCUGGAGGUCCACCAGUUCGCGCCGCUAGUCAAGAUCGGCUGCAGCGACGACCUGCAGCUCUUCCUCUGCUCCCUGUACGUGCCCGUCUGCACCAUCCUCGAGCGCCCGAUCCCGCCCUGCCGCUCCCUCUGCGAGUCCGCGCGCGUCUGCGAGAAGCUGAUGAAGACCUACAACUUCAACUGGCCGGAGAAUCUCGAGUGCUCCAAGUUCCCCGUCCACGGGGGCGAGGACUUGUGCGUUGCCGAGAACACCACCUCCUCCACACCGGCCCCCACCAGGAGCGCCCCCAAGGUGACCACCAGGAAGCACCAGCUAGGAGUCGAAAUACCCCAUCGUAACAUUGGAUUCGUCUGCCCCGUCCAGCUGAAGACGCCGCUGGGCAUGGGCUACGAGCUGAAAGUCGGUGGAAAGGAUCUCCAUGACUGCGGGGCCCCAUGCCAUGCCAUGUUCUUCCCGGAGAGAGAGCGGACCGUUCUCCGCUACUGGGUGGGAUCCUGGGCGGCAGUCUGCGUGGCGAGCUGCCUUUUCACAGUGCUCACCUUCCUGAUCGACUCGUCGCGCUUUCGCUACCCCGAGCGGGCCAUCGUCUUUCUGGCCGUCUGCUAUCUGGUCGUCGGAUGUGCCUAUGUGGCCGGCCUCGGAGCGGGCGACUCCGUGUCGUGCCGCGAACCAUUUCCGCCGCCAGUCAAGCUCGGACGCCUGCAGAUGAUGUCCACCAUAACCCAGGGCCACCGUCAGACGACCUCAUGCACCGUAUUAUUCAUGGCAUUGUAUUUCUGCUGCAUGGCCGCCUUCGCGUGGUGGUCGUGCCUCGCGUUCGCCUGGUUCCUGGCUGCCGGCCUCAAAUGGGGCCACGAGGCAAUUGAAAAUAAAUCGCAUUUAUUCCAUUUGGUUGCCUGGGCGGUGCCCGCCCUGCAGACCAUCUCCGUCCUGGCCCUGGCCAAAGUUGAAGGCGACAUUCUCUCUGGCGUUUGCUUUGUCGGACAGUUGGAUACCUACUCGCUGGGCGCCUUCCUCAUACUGCCCCUGUGCAUAUACCUUUCGAUCGGAGCGCUCUUCCUUUUGGCUGGCUUCAUUUCCCUAUUCCGCAUACGGACCGUGAUGAAGACGGACGGCAAGCGAACGGACAAGCUGGAGCGUCUGAUGCUGAGGAUCGGCUUCUUUUCGGGGCUUUUCAUACUGCCCGCCGUGGGACUGUUGGGCUGCCUGUUCUACGAGUACUACAACUUCGACGAGUGGAUGAUACAGUGGCAUCGUGACAUAUGCAAGCCCUUCUCCAUACCCUGUCCGGCUGCCAGGGCGCCGGGCAUGCCCGAGGCCCGGCCCAUUUUCCAGAUCUUCAUGGUGAAGUAUUUGUGCUCGAUGCUGGUCGGAGUCACCUCCAGCGUCUGGCUAUACUCCAGCAAGACCAUGGUCAGCUGGCGCAACUUCGUGGAGCGGCUUCAGGGCAAGGAGCCGCGGACGCGGGCCCAGGCGUAUGUCUAGUAUGAGACGGGCGCAGCGGGCACCGGAGCUGGACCCAAUGGCGGCACGGCGGCGGCGGGGGACCCCGAGGCGGCUAACGAGAGUUACUUAGUGUUUAGCACGUAGAUCCCCGAUCCCCGAUCCCCAAUCCUCAAUCUCCCAGACUCAGACCCCAGUCGUAACCGUAACCGUAACCUUAACCGUAACCGCAACCAUAAAUGCAGUCGUAGUUUGUAGUGCUCGUAGCUUGUAUAAAGUUCAUCUCCUCUCCCCAUACCCAUCCCCGCCCCCCCACUCUGAUCAUAGAAAUCAAAAGUUGACCCUAGGGCCUAGGCUAUUGUUUUUUGAAUCGUCUUAGUUGAUACGAAAGCAAGCUUGUUGAACCAAAACUAUCCAUUAAGUCGAGUUGUAUUUUGUAUUUGUAGUGUUCUAGUUAGGCUUUCAUCGCUUUCAUUGCUCUACGUACGAGUAUACGACUUCAAUUCUGAUCUUUCAUCUUUGGACGACGCAUUGGAAUUCAUGUGGAUUAAGUUAGACUUUUUUUUUUAUUUUUGAAAGCUUUAAAUGUGCCCUACCAUUAAAGAACAUAUAAUAUAUAUAUAUAAAUACAUAUAUAGAAAUUAAGUUGUGACGAUAAUGAUAUGAGUGUUAGAAUUUAGAUGUGAUGUGGAUGUGAGCAGCGACUGGUCUCUCAAUUUCAGUAAUCAGUAGAUCAGACACAAAACACGAAUCGUUUACUAUAAAGUAACCACAAACCACACCGAAAGCAGCUACUGUCCUUUACUGUACUGUACUGUACUGUCCUGUGUCGACUGCUCACAUCGUUGGAAGUGCUUGAAAUCUAUGUAUAAAGGGAAACCAUACGCAGUUGAAAUGUAUUAUGUAGUAGCAAUAAAUGUCCUCCAUGUGCUAAACCUAAUGCAGAUACGAUUAUUAUAAUGUUAACUGUAACUCUAACUGUAACGUAACUCUACUCUAACUGUAAUUGUAUAUUUGUUGAGCUAAUUAAUUCUAAAUGCGUAA
Molecule: messenger RNA, 3139 nt
Organism: Drosophila persimilis
Lineage: Eukaryota; Metazoa; Arthropoda; Insecta; Diptera; Drosophilidae
Gene: fz
Product: frizzled
Exons: 5
Coding region: 383-2137 (584 amino acids)
Biological process (GO): canonical Wnt signaling pathway; non-canonical Wnt signaling pathway
Cellular component (GO): plasma membrane
Molecular function (GO): Wnt-protein binding; Wnt receptor activity
Source: RefSeq, a predicted model, not a curated record